UUCACUUCUCUUCUUCUGUUCAGCUGCAAGAAAGCUUUUAGAGAUUCCACCGGGGGACUGGGCACAGGGAACUGAAUUCAUUUGUUAACCGCGGUGGAUCUUCAGCGCUAGGCUGAUGUUUUGCAUGGAACUCAACUGAUCACCUUGAGCACCCCUAAUUACGCUGAUUUAUUGCUGAUAAUCACUCACAAUGGAUACCAAUCAAAAAUGCGGGGAUGGACUGACGGGCAUGCAGAAAGAGGCAGCGCUGCGCACUCUCAUCCAGCGCACAGGAUAUCAUUUGCUUCAGGAGAAUGGACAGAGGAGGUACGGGGGACCGCCCCCGGGCUGGGAAGGCCCUCCCCCAGAGAGAGGCAGCGAGAUCUUUGUGGGGAAGCUUCCCCGGGACCUCUUCGAAGACGAGCUGGUGCCACUCUGCGAGAAAUUCGGAAAAAUCUACGAGGUGCGGAUGAUGAUGGACUUCAAUGGAAAUAAUCGCGGUUAUGCAUUUGUGACUUUCACCACCAAACAAGAAGCCAGGAAUGCCAUGAAACAGCUCAAUAAUUAUGAAAUAAGGAAUGGGAGACUCUUGGGAGUGUGUGCAAGUGUGGACAACUGUCGGCUGUUUGUCGGGGGCAUCCCAAAGACAAAGAAGCGGGAGGAGAUUUUGGCAGAGAUGAAGAAAGUAACGGAUGGAGUGGUGGAGGUUAUCGUCUACCCCAGUGCAGCAGACAAGAACAAGAACAGGGGCUUUGCCUUUGUGGAGUACGAGAGCCAUCGUGCUGCUGCCAUGGCAAGGAGAAAGCUGCUGCCAGGGAGGAUUCAGCUGUGGGGACAUGCAAUCGCUGUGGACUGGGCCGAGCCGGAAGUGGAGGUGGAUGAGGACACCAUGGCUACCGUGAAAAUUCUUUAUGUGAGGAACCUUAUGUUAGCCACCACAGAGGAGACCAUUGAGAAGGAGUUCAACAGCAUCAAGCCAGGGGCUGUGGAGCGAGUGAAGAAGAUAAGGGACUACGCCUUCGUCCAUUUCACCCAGAGAGAGGACGCCAUAAACGCCAUGAACGCUCUAAACGGGAAGGUGGUGGAUGGGUCGCCGAUUGAGGUGACUCUGGCCAAGCCCGUGGAUAAGGACAGCUACGUGCGCUACACCCGGGGGACCGGCGGGCGGGGUGCGGCCCUGCUGCAGGGGGAGUACGCGUACACACUGGGGCAGGUGUACGACCCCUCCGCUGCCUACCUGGGUGCGCCCGUCUUCUACGCCCCCCAGGCGUACGCUACCAUUCCCAACCAGUUCCGCUUCCCCAGCGCAAAGGGCCACGUGGGCACACGGGGGCUGGUCCGCACGCCGUCUGUCAGAGAAAUUUACAUGAAUGUACCUGUAGGGGCGGCGGGAGUGCGAGGGCUGGGUGGACGGGGAUACCUUGCCUAUGCAGGUAUGGGGCGUGGCUGCACCGCCUACCAGUUAAAGACAGACAAGCGCCCCGAGGACAAGCUCUACGACCUCCUGCCCGGCAUGGAGCUCACGCCCAUGAACCCAGUGACCCUGAAGCCCCAGGGCAUCAAACAUGCCCCCCAGAUCUUGGAAGAUAUCUGCCAGAAGAAUAACUGGGGACAACCAGUUUACCAGCUUCACUCUGCAAUCGGCCCGGAUCAGAGGCAACUCUUUUUGUACAAAGUCACCAUCCCCGCACUGGCCACCCAGUACCCCAAUGUGCAUCCAUUUACACCAGCAAAGCUGUGCGCAGCCAUGGAUGAAGCCAAAGUUCAUGCCGCGGAGCACGCCCUGCAGAUCCUGGGUCUACAGACAGAGGGCGCCGAAGCAUCUGCUGCUGCUGCCGCCGUUGCUGCUGCAUUCCCAGGUUACACAAUAGCCAACACCACCGCCACGGUGGCCUCCCAGCUGAAACAGGCCGUGUCACUUGGCCAGGACCUGGCUGCGUACGCGGCCUAUGAGGGCUACCCGGCAUUCGCCGUGGCGACGCGCGGGGAUGGAUACGGGGUCUUCUGAGGAGCACGCUAGGGACUCCGGCGGCGCCACACUUUAGCCAUCUGCCUUCUGAAGGGUGUCGAUUUUUUCCAUUAUCUGCUGUAGAUUUCCCUUGAUUCUUGUUCAGUAGUUUUGUAGUGCUUACUCUCCCUGUUAAGCGAUGCCUUCCUAAUCAUCUGAAAUGAAAUUGUAAUUUGUGUUAUGUCUGAGUGUGUCAGCCAGCCUUUGACUUCUCUUGUGAGUGGGCUAGCCUGUGCCAGAUGUUUACAGAAUGAAAUCUCCUGUCCUUUUUAGUUUAGAAAUCCAUCCCUUGUUCUUCUUCUCUUUCUUUAGUCUUAAUGGUGAGCAUAUUGAAUAUGACAGGAGAGUGUACUCCCCCCCCCCCCCCCCCCCCC
This is a messenger RNA of Megalops cyprinoides (Indo-Pacific tarpon), 2361 nucleotides long. It is a transcript of the gene a1cf, whose product is annotated as apobec1 complementation factor. Gene Ontology annotation, molecular function: mRNA binding. The record is from RefSeq and is a predicted model, not a curated record. Gene Ontology annotation, cellular component: nucleus. Lineage: Eukaryota; Metazoa; Chordata; Actinopteri; Elopiformes; Megalopidae. The transcript has 12 exons. The coding region runs from base 191 to 1987 and encodes 598 amino acids.